UUUGGCUGCGCCUUACCCUUCCGUGUUGUUAUGGGAACGCCCGCUAGCUCUGAGGCCCGCCUUCAGGGUGGUGCUGACGUUUGGCCCCGCCCCCCACUGUAAUUCAACUUCCGCUCGGGGAAAGGCUGCUUCCGUUCUCUGGCGCGCUGCUUACCGCUAUGGCGGCCCAGCGACCUCUGCGAGUGUUGUGCUUGGCUGGCUUCCGGCAGAGCGAGCGGGGCUUCCGCGAGAAGACCGGAGCGCUGAGGAAAGCGCUGCGGGGCCGCGCCGAGCUCGUGUGCCUCAGUGGCCCGCACCCGAUAGUGGACGCAGCGGGCCCCUUGCUGGAGUCCGGGUCUUGCCCUCCGGAGGAGCAGCUUCGAGGCUGGUGGUUUUCAGAACAGGAGACAGACGUUUUCUUCGCACUAAAAGAGCCCACAGUGUGCAGAGGACUGGAGGAAGCACUGGGAACGGUGGCACGGGCACUGAACACUCUGGGACCUUUCGACGGGCUCCUUGGUUUCAGCCAGGGGGCUGCGUUAGCAGCCUUUGUGUGUGCCCUCGGCCAAGCAGGCGAUUCCCGCUUCCCCUUGCCAAGGUUUAUCAUCCUGGUAUCCGGUUUCUGUCCUAGGGGCCUUGGCCUCCGGGAAUCCAUCCUGCAGGGCCCCUUUUCACUGCCUUCACUCCAUGUUUUCGGGGACACUGACCAAGUCAUCCCCUGUCAGGAGAGUAUGGAGCUGGCUAGCCGAUUCACGGGAUCCAUCACUCUCACCCACUCUGGUGGCCACUUCAUUCCAGUAGCUGCACCCCAGCGCCAGGCCUACCUUAAGUUCUUGGACCAGUUUGCAGAGUGAAAGAUCAACAAAUGCCUGGGUUUCCAUAUCCUACUUACCACCCCCAAUCGGGACACAGAAUUUGGGGUAGACUCUGAUUCCUGCCCUCCCCUUUUCCCUACCCUGGAAUCUCCACUGUUGUUAGUGCCCCUCACCAUCUCACCAUCUCCAAUUAAGAGACAAAUAUCAAUUCUUAAAAAAAAAACAGAUUAGUCCUGGCUGGUGUAGCUCAGUGGAUUGAGCGCGGGCCUCCGAACCAGACAAUCGUAGUUCGAUUCCCCGUCAGGGCACAUGCCUGGGUUGCAGGCCGGUUCCCUGCCAGGCCAGUUCCCAGCAGGGGACGCAGGAAAGGCAACCAUACAUUGAUGUUUCUCUCCCUCUCUCCUUCCCUUCCCCUCUAAAGAUAAAUAAAAUCUUAAAAAAAAAAAAAAUUAUAUAAGCCCAGCUCUGCACUCAAGGAAAUGGGGAGCAGGAGGCCUUAACAGACUUUCACCUUGGUAUCUAGUACUCCAACAUGGAAAAAGCAGGGGUUGGCACCAUUGUGACUGCCACAAAAUAAAGCAAUUUAGAUUUUGAGCAUCUUUUCCUGAUACAAAAAAAAUAAAGAGAAAUUUUGGCCCUGGC
Molecule: messenger RNA, 1436 nt
Organism: Artibeus jamaicensis (Jamaican fruit-eating bat)
Lineage: Eukaryota; Metazoa; Chordata; Mammalia; Chiroptera; Phyllostomidae
Gene: OVCA2
Product: OVCA2 serine hydrolase domain containing
Exons: 2
Coding region: 159-833 (224 amino acids)
Biological process (GO): response to retinoic acid
Cellular component (GO): cytoplasm; nucleus
Source: RefSeq, a predicted model, not a curated record